Messenger RNA from Laccaria bicolor S238N-H82, 372 nucleotides. RefSeq lists its product as uncharacterized. NCBI's taxonomy places the organism in Eukaryota, Fungi, Basidiomycota, Agaricomycetes, Agaricales, Hydnangiaceae. The transcript is spliced from 5 exons. Bases 1 to 372 code for a protein of 123 amino acids. The record is from RefSeq and is a predicted model, not a curated record.
AUGGCUCGUUCUACCCGCACAUCUACCCUCAAGGCUACUGCUGCUGUUCCAAUUGAAGUGGAACCAACGUCGUCAGGCCGCCAGCGUACGCUGUCUGCAAAGCAACAACAAAUAGGUGACCGCAAGCGUCUCGCAGAUAAUCAGAAAGGAUCGCAGGUGUUGCAGGUGUCACACAGAUGUCUAACAGCACUUCGUCAAUUCAAAUCAAAAGAAAUAUGCUCGCAAAUGUGUCUCGCAGGUGUAUCGCAAGUGAUGCGCAAGUUGCACGCAGGUCGAGGCGGAGAUCCUUCACAGGGCAUGGGACGUUUGGAUCCCUCGUUUGGUGUGGAAUCAAAUUGGGAUGGGAAGAAGAGAGCGGGGAUUCAGACCUAA